Messenger RNA from Aureobasidium namibiae CBS 147.97, 798 nucleotides. RefSeq lists its product as uncharacterized. The coding region runs from base 1 to 798 and encodes 265 amino acids. NCBI's taxonomy places the organism in Eukaryota, Fungi, Ascomycota, Dothideomycetes, Dothideales, Saccotheciaceae. The record is from RefSeq and is a predicted model, not a curated record. The transcript has a single exon.
AUGAGCGACGAAAUCUCAAGAUACGGCGGCUGGUACAAGCACUCGAACCCCAACUACGAAGACUUUGAGAUGUGGAACUCGGUCUGCGAAGACGCAGAACCAAAUUGGGGGUAUCGCAACUCCCAAAGAGCAGAGAGAGAAGAACGAGAAAGGGAAGCCAGGGCAACCAACAGAAAAGAACAAGAAAGAAGAGAGGUAGAAGCCAGAAAAAGGAGACAGAGAGAGGAACAAGAGAGGGAGGAGCGGGACGCUACACGAACUGCAGCAAGGAAGGAAGCCGCAAGAAAAGAGCAAGAGAGCAAGGAAAGAAAACAGAAAGAGAAAAAAGAGAAAGAAGCUCAAGAGGAGAUGAAGAAGAAGAAGAAGGCAGAUAUUGCAAACGCAAAACAAGCCAACGAUCUCCUGGAUACUCUAAACCAACUCCUCGCCGAAAUCCGCCACCAGAAAAAUGUCGAGAAGACCAGAUACGAGGAAGAGGAUGCAGUGCUUGGAGCCGAAGAGGACAGAGACUGGACUUCAUCGUACGAGAAGGCCAGAUCUGUAGACGCUGCAAGAUCUCGAUUCCAAGUACUCGCUGAUGCUUUCGGUGUCAAGAAGACCACAUCCGCAAACUACACCGACCACGCUGACCACCGAAAAUCUGUCAACCCAGACCUUGCCUUCGAAUUGAAUCACCUCGAAGACAUCCUGGAAACGAUGGCUGAGAGUCUGAGGGCCGAGCAGACAGAGGAAGUGAGGUCCAAGGGUCAUGAUCAAACUCUCUCGGCUGGUUGGUCUUUGGGUUGUAUCUUGAUGUGA